Cutaneotrichosporon oleaginosum is the source of this 1533-nucleotide messenger RNA. RefSeq lists its product as uncharacterized. Gene Ontology annotation, biological process: positive regulation of mitochondrial translation. The record is from RefSeq and is a predicted model, not a curated record. Lineage: Eukaryota; Fungi; Basidiomycota; Tremellomycetes; Trichosporonales; Trichosporonaceae.
GUUUCCAGCACCACCCUUACCCUCGUCCCUCGCUAACAUGUUCACAGCGCGCCUCUGGCGCGUGACGGGCACGCCGAGCACGCGGUGUACGCUCUCGGCAUUGCGUGUACCCCCCAUCCCCCGCCGCCACUUCCACCCCGUCCGCCUCGCCUCAACACAGCCUAAGCAGGCGCCGGCUGCCACGCAGCCUAAGCAGGCGCUGGAGCGGGUGCGCGCCCGCCUCGGCGCUUCACCACCCAAGCCUGCGGCGCACAAGCCGCCCAGGCGGCGUAUGGAGGCCGCGUCCCUGCCACUGCGUAACGAGACAGCGCCAACGCGCGGGCCGAUCUUGCAGUGCAUCGCUCACACCACGGCCGAGAAGUACGACCUGUCGGCACUCGCGGUGAUUCUGCGCCGCUUGGGCGUGCGCUGGGACGAGGUGCCGGAGGGCGACCCGGACCGUGCGUUCGUGAUUGGGCCUUGGAAGGGGCGUGGGGGUGCGGAGCGGCUUAUCCGUGGCAAGGACGUGCGCGCGGAGGCCGAGGACGAAGGCGACGAAAUGGGGUUCGAGUAUGGUGACCGAGGCGAGAUCCUCGUCUUCCACUCGGGGAGUUUCGUUACUUGGGGCCUGACUGAGGAGGAGGGGCGCGCGUUCCUCCGCGACGUUAUCCGAUGCAAGGGAAGCCGCGUCGAGCACGGCCGCCUCGCCGACGCAGACUGUGAGGUCGAGGAGGUGGACUUCGUCGUCGACCCCGAAGCCCAAACACACAUCAUGGGCAACCUGAUUCUUUUGGGUCGGCCACCUGAGCUGUCGACGUUCCCAAGCAGCUCGCCCGCACUCGCCUCCCUCCUUGCUCGCUACACCCUCAGCCUGUCGCUCACGCGCUCCUCCUCCCUCUCCGUUCUCGAGAACCGGCUGGACAAGCACAUUGCUGCCGUCUCGCUUCUUCCCCGCGCCCUUGAGCGCUUCGGCGAGCAGCCCCUCGGCCGCCGCGACGUAAUCCGCAAGAUCGGCGAGCUCAUGACGCUACGCAUGGCUGUCAACACGCGCGGCGGCGGCCUCGAGGACACGCCCGAGUUCUACUGGUCCGAACCCGAGCUCGAGAAGUACUUUGACGCGAUCGCAAACGAGUUCGAGAUGAAGGAGCGCGUGGAGACGAUCAACAAGAAAAUCGACUAUGCACAGGAAGUGCAGAACACAUUGCGCGCGCUGCUUACCGAGGCGAGCGGACACCGCAUGGAGAUUAUCAUUAUCCUCCUCAUCGCGGUGGAGGUUGUUUUCCUGCUUAUCCGUGAAGGACCUGAGCUGUACGAGGAGCUCGUGCACCCCGUCAUGCGCCAGGUCAAGGAGGUCCUUGGGCCUCUGACGCAGCCGUCGUCGGCCCCGCGUGUCCGUCGCGUUGAACAAACUCCAGCUCCGGUGAUGUCGGCGCCCGUGCUCGAGGAAGAUGCUCCCCGUCUCGUAUAGAAAAUCACAGACGCCUCCGGGCGUGUACAAUACCACUCCAUAUGAUAUGUACAAUACUGCAUGGCACGACGUUGCAUCGGUACUCC